AGUCGUGGUGGACACACCGCCAAGUCCCUCCAACCAGCUGAGCAGAGCUGCCAAGUUGAGUUGAGUAGGUUUAAACCCCUCAAACCCCACCCCACCCAAUAAUCCACCUCAUCCUCAACAAUAAUAAUCAACUAACGCCAACGACAAUAAUAAAGAUAGAGGAGAGAAAGAACUUUCAUUAGGAGGCCCUCAAAUUAUUUUUAUAUUGGAUGUUGUUGUUUGCUGAUGUUAGUGGGUGGUGUUAAUUUUUUCAUUCUGGGGGCAGGAAGAAGGAAGAAGAAGAAGCUGAGGGAGAGGGUGGUAGAGAGAGAGAGUGGGGACUCGUUUUUUUUCUUUUCCGUUUGGUAUUGUUAUCUUGGGAUCUGAUUUUGUCCUCAUACUGGGAGGGAGGGACGGGUUGCUUUUCUCUCUUCUUCUCUCCUCUCCUCACCUCACCUACCCUGCUCCCAAGGCUGAACAUCCGCUUGGCCGCUUGGGUCUGGUGACAACAAUCCCUGCCCUCUUGCCCUGCCCCCCAUGAGGAGCACACACACAGGUUAGGAGCACACACACAGAGUGAUUCGGAAGUAGCCUGCAUUCUAUCGGCGUGCUGAGCUGUUGAAGGAGCUCCGAGCCUCGUGCACGCCUCAAUCAGUUAAUUGAUUGAAAAAGGGAAGUCAGCAAUAAAUUUGGUCUGGAGAACUCUGUAGUUGCUUCUACAUUCCUAUGCAUUUGCAGUAAUCUUGACAAGUGAGUAGUCAAAGCUGAGAUAUGGCUACUUAUUACUCGAGCCCUGGCAGCGAAAGAGAUUCACAAACCAUGUACUCAGCAGAGUCAGGCAAUGCAUCAUAUCCUGUGCCAUCAGCCUUAGGGAACUUGCUUUAUCCAAACAAUGCAUUUUCUGGACCGUAUACGGAAUUCAGUGGCAUUAUCCAGCCUCAGCAGAAUUUCAUGGAGCUUCCUGGUCAUCCUUCAGCAUUGUCGCAUGAUUCUUCAUCAAAGGAGGCUACUAACAUGAUCACUUCGCUUACAGAGCAGCGCUCUUUUGGUUCAUUGAAAGAUAUGAGAAAUGAGAUGUUAAUGCAUUUUAUGGAUGGAGCACAGAACGGUGGCAAUGAUCUCAUCCACAAUGAUGCCCACAGCACUGUGCAGCUCGAGUUUGGCAUGUUGAACAACCACAAUUCAGCGAGUGUUCCAUCAGCACCCGGCCAAGGAUUGUCUCUGAGUCUCAACACGCAUAUCUUGGCACCGUCCUAUCCAUACUGGUCUACAAAGCAAGACAUACUGACGCCACAUUCUUACCAGGGUGAUGACAACAGAAUUAAGAAUAUGCAGUCCGAGGCCUCACGGGCUAUCCGGAAUUCUAAGUAUCUGAAGGCAGCACAAGAAUUGCUUGAUGACAUUGUCGGUGUUUGGAAGAGUGUAAAGCAGAAAGCAGACAAAGGACCCGCUGAAGCAGGAAAAUCAGAUGGCAAAGAGACUGAUGGGGGGACAAAAAGUGAGGGAGUAUCUUCCAACCCACAAGAGUCCGGUGCUAAUGUGCCAGCUGAGCUUUCAACUGCUGAGAAACAAGAGCUCCAGAAUAAGAUGGCGAAACUUAUGGCGAUGUUGGAUGAGGUGGACCGAAAGUACAAGCAUUAUUAUCAUCAAAUGCAACUUGUAGUCUCAUAUUUUGAUAUGGUUGCUGGGUCUGGAGCUGCCAAGCCUUAUACUGCAGUUGCCCUUCAGACAAUCUCACGGCAUUUCCGAUGUUUGAAGGAUGCUAUCAACGAUCAAAUUGAUGUUAUCCGGAAGAAACUUGGAGAGGAGGACAAUACAUCUGGCAAAGAGGGCAAAUUAACUCGCCUUCGUUAUAUCGAUCAGCAGUUGAGGCAACAGCGAGCUUUCCAACAGUAUGGUAUGCUACAGCAAAAUGCUUGGAGGCCACAGAGGGGGCUGCCUGAAAAUUCAGUCUCGAUUCUCCGUGCUUGGCUUUUUGAACACUUCCUUCACCCGUAUCCAAAAGAUUCUGAAAAGUUAAUGUUAUCAAGACAAACAGGGUUAACAAGAAGUCAGAUUUCAAAUUGGUUCAUUAAUGCUCGUGUUCGCCUCUGGAAGCCAAUGAUCGAAGACAUGUACAAAGAAGAGAUUGGUGAGGCAGAGUUGGACACAAACUCCUCCUCCGACAAUGCGCCACGAAGCAAGGGUAAAGUUCCAUCUUCUGAUGAAAAGGAAGAUUUAAAAAGCUCUACCAGUCAGGCUUGCCAAACCAGCCAACUGGGGGAAUCCAAGGCCAAAAUUGGGAUGAUUAAUCUCAGUGGAGCACCAGCCGGUUUUCACUAUGAGGCAAACCCUGAUGACAGCUUCAUGAACCUGAUGCUGAAGGACCAAAGACUGGGCGAAACGGAUGGUGGCCUCCUCCAUGAUGCCGUUGCCCAUCACUCGGAUGAGAGCGCGCGGUUCAUGGCUUACCACUUGGCAGAGCUUGGGAGGUACAGAAACAGCAAUGUGUCGUUGACGCUCGGUUUACAGCACACCGAGAACAGCCUUUCCGUUCCAAACACUCAACCGGGCUUCGCCAGGGUUGGAGAUGAAGACAUUUACAAUGCCACAGCUCCUCUCAAUGUUACCUCUGCGUCGUCAGACUAUGAGUCGACGAACCAAAUAGAUCAACGGCAACGGUUAGAACCGUCACCUCUAAUGCAUGAUUUUGUGGCCUGAAUGCUCAUGCACCAAAAACAUGGGAAAAUAUUGGAGGGGAGUACAUUUGUAAUUUGUAGUGCCAGAAUAACACGCCCUGUAACGCUUGGAAAUUGUAGCUGUAGUUGCAAUUGGGUUCAGAAGAGGAGGUAUAGCAUCAAAUAUAAUGUAAAUUUGGGUGGUGGGGUUUAUAGGGGUAAAGAAUCCUGUAAAGAGAAAUACAUAAUACAUGUAGAAUAUUAUGAUUCAAGAACCAUGCUGUAAAAAAACCAUGUAAUGAUUAUGUAUGAUCCAGGCAUAUACUGUGCAGUCUGUUUAACCAAAAAAAGAGGAUAUGGGAAAUGGAUUCAGGAGAA
Messenger RNA from Phragmites australis (common reed), 3014 nucleotides. Its product is annotated as BEL1-like homeodomain protein 7. Bases 751 to 2679 code for a protein of 642 amino acids. Lineage: Eukaryota; Viridiplantae; Streptophyta; Magnoliopsida; Poales; Poaceae. Gene Ontology annotation, biological process: regulation of transcription by RNA polymerase II. The transcript is spliced from 6 exons. Gene Ontology annotation, molecular function: RNA polymerase II cis-regulatory region sequence-specific DNA binding; DNA-binding transcription factor activity, RNA polymerase II-specific. The record is from RefSeq and is a predicted model, not a curated record.